Molecule: messenger RNA, 2363 nt
Organism: Carassius gibelio (silver crucian carp)
Lineage: Eukaryota; Metazoa; Chordata; Actinopteri; Cypriniformes; Cyprinidae
Gene: atg5
Product: ATG5 autophagy related 5 homolog (S. cerevisiae)
Exons: 8
Coding region: 67-777 (236 amino acids)
Biological process (GO): autophagosome assembly; C-terminal protein lipidation; autophagy of mitochondrion
Cellular component (GO): phagophore assembly site membrane; Atg12-Atg5-Atg16 complex; cytoplasm
Source: RefSeq, a predicted model, not a curated record
AGUGCCAGCCCAAACGCAGCUCAGAAACUGAAUACAUUGUAUGUGUCACCUAGAGAGGUAAUAAUAAUGGCAGAUGACAAGGAUGUCCUCCGAGAUGUGUGGUUCGGCAGGAUCCCGGCCUGUUUCACCCUGUCUCCAGAGGAAACCACAGAGAGAGAGGCUGAACCCUACUAUCUGCUCCUCCCACGGGUCAGUUACCUGACGCUAGUCACUGAUAAAGUCAAGAAACACUUCCUCCGAGUCAUGAAGGCAGAAGACGUGGAGGAGAUGUGGUUAGAAUACGAGGGAACGCCUCUCAAAUGGCACUAUCCCAUUGGCGUUUUGUUUGAUCUCCACGCUUCAAACACAGCUCUGCCCUGGAAUGUCACAGUGCACUUUAAGAACUUCCCAGAAGAUGACUUGCUUCACUGCGCAUCGAAUUCUGUGAUAGAAGCGCAUUUCAUGUCAUGCAUUAAAGAGGCAGAUGCACUCAAACACAAAGGCCAAGUCAUCAACGACAUGCAGAAGAAAGACCAUAAACAACUGUGGAUGGGUCUGCAGAACGAUAAAUUCGACCAGUUCUGGGCCAUGAAUCGUAAGCUCAUGGAGUAUCCUACCGAAGAGGGAGGCUUCCGCUAUAUCCCCUUUAGAAUAUAUCAGACGAUGAGUGACAGACCGUUCAUCCAAAAGCUCUUCCGACCAGUGUCUCCUGAAGGCCACACGCUUACGUUGGGAGACCUGCUGAAGGAGCUGUUUCCUGCUGCCAUAUGUGCGGAAGGAGGUUGGCAUCAAAGAUGAGAGGCAGAGACAUUAGAGGAAAACAAAUCUUUAACAUCUCGAGAUUUACAAAGGAGAUGAGAAAUAGGGAAAAGAAAGAAAAGGACAAAUCAGGGUUGGAUGAAUGAAAUCCACAGCCAAAACAUGGGCGGUCUUGGUUUCUCCUGAGAGGAAGUAGAUAAGCAGACAAUAGCAGUGACAAACGGAGCACCUGCAGGCAGACAUGCCUGCAUGACGGAGCACAUCUGUGCUGCUUCCAGCCCAAUUCAAGACCUGCUUGCUUUGUCUGAAAGGCCUGGUGGUUUGGUUGAAGAGAAAGUGGCACUUUGUGCUUCUCUUUUUGUUAUCGUUCGGUCUCUUCCAGAUAUGUGGGGUUUGCUUUGAUAGCAGCGCAGAGCAAAGUGUUGAGAUUACAAGGAAAAAUGUGUCUACUUACUCAACCUGAAAAAUACCUUUUCUGUGUCAGGAUUUUUGUUUAUCACCAUGUCGGCUUGAUUCAUCUCAAUUACACAUGAGUGAAAAUCUGCAUUUUGUAACUUUAAACAUGUUGUUUUAUCAGCAGAUGAGGUUUUCUGUUUUAUGAAAGGCUUUGAUGAGUUACAGUACUGUUAUGUUUGCAGUGUAAUGGGGAUUCCCACAAAUAAAAAUAAAAAGCAUAUGCCAGACUGACAUGUAAUGUCCCUGCCAUAUUAAAGCCAUCUGUAUGUCUCGAACACCCAGCAGUAUGGAAUCUAUCACUAGAUAUUCACCACUUCGGGGGUAAAAAUGGAGACAUGCUCAAACGGUGUGGUCUCUCCUACGCUUUUCACAAUAAGAUGAAGAUUUGAUAUAUCAAAAUGGCAAUACAUGGUACUCUAAAAACUUUCCCAUGUUCUGCUUAAGAAGUCGGUCAGAAUCGUAAGAGGUUUUAUAGUAAAUAAGAGGUGUGUGGUGGUAUUAUUUCAAAUAAAUGAAUUGCACAGAAAACCCCCGCCCAACAGCUCUUGAUGUCAACCCACGCUGCGAGUGGGGAAACCUCCAGCUGGCCCUCCCACCUCCAUCACCACCAGCACGUCUCACUACUCAACCUGUGGCAGGCACUGAAAUAUCACUUUUUGAUCACUUUGUCUUCUAAUGUGGUGAAAAAAAGGGUCAUUGACUCUGUAGAGUCAAAUGAUGAACUCUGUAGACUGAUUCAUUUUAAAGUUAGAAAUCAGGCUUUUAGACAGAUAAUGUCAACUGUGUUUCAUAUGUUGGAUAUAAAGGCUUCUGGGUAGUUUACCCAGUAGUUAGUGUUCAUGCAAUUUUUUUUUUUUUAUAAACUAUAUAUGAAUGUAUAAGGAAAUGCAUGUACAUUAGGUCAGGUUUUGCAAUAAUUUUAAACUUUACUCUUGCUUUAAAGGGAUACUUCAUCCAAAAUUUACUUACUCGUGUCAUUCCAAACCAAUAAAACAUUUGUUCAUCAUUGAGACCCAAAUGGAAAUAUUUUAAUCAAACCUGAGAGAUUUCUGUUUUUCCGUUAAAAGUCCAUUCAUCCAAAACUUUGUGUUCAUAAAAACAUUGUAAAGUAAUCCAUAUAAAAUUAGCCAUUUAAUCCAACUCUUCUGAGUAGUCAUGAUUGAUUUAUA